AUGUUGGACGCCGAAACAGAGCCUGGUCUCUGGCCCAUGGCGUUGCUACCACGAACAAACUCUUUCGACUUCGAAACUGAGCCUCUAACCUCACCCACAAGAGCGUAUAAUUACGGGGAUGAUGCCGAUGUCCAUUAUGAUACAAUCUCCGACACGCCGGCUUACACUUACGCCACUGUGGCCGAGGACGAGGAUGGGCCGGAACACGUCGAAUAUCGCGAGCCUGUAAUGAUCAGUCCCCCACCAGAUCAGAAAGCGGAGAUCGAUAGACUGCGGGCGGAUUUGAUCGACAGAGUCUCUGAUAAUGAGGAGCAGCUUCCCUGGAAAGGCCCCGAAUGGCAAGAGGAACAUUGCAAACGAGGAAGCAGGGCCUUUGCCGCCUACCAACAAGCGAUGGCUAAUCUUCUCGAGAUCGAGAGGAAUUUCUUCUUGGGGUCAACAACCCAUGAGCCAGAUAAAUCGGCUCGGAGCAUGAACUUCUUUCAGCACCUGGAGCCCCAAUACGGCCCGAAGCAGCUCCUCCACGCCGCAGUCGAUGGCGAUUUGGAGAUGAGAAAAACAGGGGUAACAGAUGAUGGGACCUCCUCUCUCACGGCCUACGUAUGCAGCCUGAUGUCGGAGCAGCUCGCAGCUAGAAAGAUCGCAGAAUGCAAUGAUGACAACGAGAACAUCUUGCACCUGGCCAUCCGACAUGACCUAGCGGGUGUCGAAGAUCUCAUCCGACGAGCUGACAAACGUGCCCUCGGCCAGCAACGCAAAUUAAGGACGCACGCAGGAGGAGGCGAUCCGAGUAUAGGUGAUGGUAACAUGCCUCUCCACGAUGCCCUCAACUUCCAGAAACUGUUCCUCCUUCCAGGGCCGGUUUGUAAAGGGACCUUGACCGUACCUUCUCUCUCCACGAGCAGGAGUGAUGGUCCGCUGGCCAACAACGUGAAAGGGCCAAAUUCGACUCAUGCAAGACAACCCGGGGUCAUGCUCGCCUCAUCAGGUUCCACCUCUACGUCCCAUGUCAUGAAUCAAAGAAAAGCACGCGAGCACCCAGUCCCCUACACAAGUCUUGGACCCCGCAGCAUGUUGUCAGGGCCGGCUACGGUGCAGCGGGGCAGGGUUUUGGCAUUCACGGGCUGCCGAACCUGCCUCUCCGCGGCGCAGAAGCGCGAUGCCACACUGGAAAAACGACAAAUUGUCAUCAAGUUUCUCCUUGACGGUGACAAAGACGUCUUAUCCAAACACAAUACAUCUGGCCUCUCGCCCUACCUGAGCUUCUUUGCGGAGUGGAAACGGUUCAACGAUGCCAAUCUAUUAAAGGAAGAAGAGAAGAAGGAGAGGCAGGAACCCGCAUUAGAGCGUGCAGAACCUGGUCCGGAAACCCACAGAGAUGACAUCCCCGAGCCCACUGACUCCGGAGGUCGCCAAGUGAAGAUUUCUAAAAACAGAGCCCAUUUGGAAAAUGAACUUGAGCCUUCAGAUAUCGGGGCGCACAAAGUUCUCUCGUAUCUCAAGGAGCUGUCCUUCACCCUUGGUGACCAACAGCGAGCACUGGCUUGUCUUUUUCGUGACCAAAACGCCAAGGGUUCUUCUCCAAUCCCUGGGGAACAGGGCCGUCGGCGAACCCUCACUCUCGACGGGGCACAACGCGUGACAUGCACUACUUCCGAAGAUUUCGAUUUCCUUCUAUUUGAGCCACUGAUGGCAUCUGUCGUACUAAGCCUUGACUAUACUGCCGAUCAGCUCGAAGCUCUUCCCACCGACGAAGAAGAAAGACGUGAGAUCUGGGGAGGUAACGAAGAAGGACUCAAGAUGGUGUUUUCGUGGCUCAAGCGCAAAGCAGUGAAGAGCAUCGUUAGCCUCACUGUCAAGGAAAAUCCACGCCACUAUUGCUCUGACCAUACCGUCAAGGAAUGCCUUGAGGGCCUUGAGAGCAGCGAGCCCGUGGAUCAGCUGAAGGCGAAGGUUCAGGCCUUCAAAGAGAGACUAAAGACACGUAGCGAAUCCCUCAAACGACAAAUCGAGGUGGUUGAAAAACUCGACGAUCGACGGACGAAGGGCCGCCAAGACGAGGGUGACGUAGCCUCCCAGGAGAGCCAAUUGAACCCUUGGCUCCAAAUUACGGAGAGGUUCUCAACCAGAUUUUACACCAAGUUUAGGAACGUUCUCCCUCGCGGGAUCGCAAGGGUCGCCCUUUUGGACGAUGGUGUUGACCCGGCAUACGACAGAAACAGAAGCCUCGGCCUAAACCUCCAUCACACAGGUUGGCCAACAGAGGAUCAGAGCGCUGAGAAUUUUUACUCUUCGACCAACCAACAUGGCAGCAAAAUGGCGCUGCUCAUCCGCAAGGUUUGCCCGUUCGUCACGAUACACAUUGCCAAGCCGGACGCCCAACUACCGGGAAGCAAGGUCCGGCACCGCACGUUCAGCCUCGAGCAUGCCAUCAAGGCUAUCCACUGGGCUAGAUCACAAAAGGUGGAUAUCAUCUGCAUGAGCUGGAACCUCCGCGAAGUUAGUGGCAAGUACGGCAACCUCCCGGGCAUCCGAAAUUUGGAGGCCGCCCUCACCGCAGCAGCCAACGACAACAUCGUGAUGUUUGGAGCGGCCUGCGAUGAGAAGCGGAGCGCGUCCUCCGACAAGUGGUUUCCCUGCGACCACCCUUCCGUGUUCAGCAUCGGAGCUACUGACCGCGACUUUGACCCCAAGAAAUACGUCGACAUGAACAAGAAAGUGGACUUCCUCUUCCCCGGCGAGGAUAUUCUUGAGGAUGUCGGCAACUCCGGUGCUACGGCCCUGGCGUCGGGACUCGCUGCUCUCACGCUGGCCUGCGUCUCGACCGGGUGUCCGGAUCGCCUCGUGCCGCGGGAGAAUCGGUACAUGUGGAUGGCCAACACCAUGAAGAAGAUCUUCCAGAGCUAUGUCAAUCAGAGGAAGGUUCGCGUGGAGGAGGUGCUUAAGUUUGAGGACAAUGACCCCGCUUACCUGACCACGCUCAGGGAAAAGAUUGUGGCGGACAACAGAGGUUUGCUGAACUUGGUUCCAGUUGGGGCUAUAAAUGCCCGGUUUUAA
Molecule: messenger RNA, 3057 nt
Organism: Dichotomopilus funicola
Lineage: Eukaryota; Fungi; Ascomycota; Sordariomycetes; Sordariales; Chaetomiaceae
Exons: 6
Coding region: 1-3057 (1018 amino acids)
Biological process (GO): proteolysis
Molecular function (GO): serine-type endopeptidase activity
Source: RefSeq, a predicted model, not a curated record